GACUGGCCAGGGGUGUUCAGCUCUUCAGCUGGGGUUCCUGUGGGCAUCAAGAGGCAUUUAUGGGCCAAGGAAAAAGAUAUCUGGAAGCAGUAGCUGAAUCAGAUUCAAAAUGUGAUUUUAUCCAUAUUUGAGUGAUUUUCCCAGGAGAAAAUAAGGAAAUGGAGAUGGUAUUGCCAAGCUCCUGUACCCACCAGCACUGGAGCCCUUCUGCUAUUUGACAGCACUGUGGACCUGCACUGGAGCUCCUCUGUGCUGAGGGGGCUGCAGGCCCUCACAGUACACCAUUGUUUGGGGGCAUUCCAGCACUGAGGUCAUUCCUCUCCCUCUGUCAGGGCAGCCCCCAGGGGUAUCCCAGCAAGGGGGACACCCCAAACCUGCAGCAUCACUGCACAUCCUGGGCAGAAUGGGUGAACAGGGCAGGGAGCUGCAGGAUCACAGCGGGGUACGUGGGGCUCCGGCACCCUGCAGCAAACCUAUGUUCCAGCCAUCCUCAGCCAGGGGUGCACGGUGCUGCUGCACCACAGCCCUGCGAGGCUGGGGUACCGGGCUGCAUCCCCACCCCCAGCAAAGCCACCGGCACCGUGCUGUGCCGAGCCGUGCUGGGUGUGUGCGUGGCCAGGAGCGCAUUGUCCUCGUUGGCGGACCGGCGCUCCUCUGCGCUGUCACCGCUGCCAGCCGGUGCCGGUGUCGGGCUGCGGACGCACGCCGGGAUGCUGCCAUACCGGCUGUGCUUUGCCAGGGCCUGGAGCAGACGGCCAGAGGAAGGGUUUGAAUGAGAAGUCUGUAUUAAUGCAGUUCCCUGGGCGUCUGACUGCAAUUCUGCUGCUGCGAACAAGGAGAUUUCUGUGCCGGAGGAGGAGGAAAUUUUAUUUAUACCUUGGGAAGCACUCGUGCGGGGAGAGCACCCGGGAGCUGCGAUCACACUGAAAGAUGCCAGUGAGCCUCUCCACGGCGCUGCGUGUCGUCGGGACCAGCCUCUUUGCGCUGGCAGUGCUGGGGGGCAUCCUGGCCGCCUAUGUCACCGGGUACCAGUUCAUCCACACGGAGAAGCACUACCUCUCCUUCGGGCUCUACGGGGCCAUCCUGGGGCUGCACCUCUUCAUUCAGAGCCUUUUUGCUUUUCUGGAGCACCGACGCAUGAGGGCUGAGGGACAGCCGGUGCGGUUGGGCCGCUCAGUGGCCCUCUGCAUCGCCGCCUACCAGGAGGAUCCCGAUUACCUGAAGAAGUGCCUGCACUCCGUCAAGCGCAUCGCCUUCCCCGACCUCAAAGUGGUGAUGGUGGUGGAUGGCAACGGCCCGGACGACACCUACAUGCUGGACAUCUUCCACGACGUGAUGGGCUCUGAGCGCGUGGGCAGCUACGUCUGGAGGAGUAACUUCCACGCACGGGGCGAAGGAGAGACGGAGGCCGGGCUGCAGGAAGGGCUGGCCCAUGUGCAGGCUCUGGUGCGCAGCACCACGUACUCCUGCAUCCUGCAGAAGUGGGGCGGGAAGCGCGAGGUGAUGUACACGGCCUUCCGGGCGCUCGGAGACUCCGUGGACUACAUCCAGGUGUGUGACUCAGACACGGUGCUGGACCCCGCCUGCACCGCCGAGAUGCUCCGCAUCCUGGAGGCCGACCCCCGCGUCGGUGGUGUCGGUGGUGAUGUCCAGAUCCUGAACAAGUACGACUCGUGGAUCUCCUUCCUGAGCAGCGUGCGGUACUGGAUGGCCUUCAAUGUGGAGCGUGCCUGCCAGUCCUACUUCGGCUGUGUGCAGUGCAUCAGCGGCCCGCUGGGCAUGUACCGCAACGCGCUGCUGCAGCAGUUCCUGGAGGACUGGUACCACCAGACCUUCCUGGGCACCAAGUGCAGCUUUGGGGACGACCGGCAUCUCACCAACCGCGUGCUCAGCCUGGGCUACCAGACCAAGUACACGGCACGCUCCCGCUGCCUGACGGAGACGCCGACGCGCUACCUGCGCUGGCUCAACCAACAGACCCGCUGGAGCAAGUCCUACUUCCGUGAGUGGCUCUACAACGCGCUGUGGUUCCACAAGCACCACCUCUGGAUGACCUACGAGUCGGUGGUGACCGGCUUCUUCCCCUUCUUCCUCAUCGCCACUGUCAUCCAGCUCUUCUACCGCGGGCGCAUCUGGAACAUCCUCCUCUUCCUGCUGACGGUGCAGCUGGUGGGCAUCAUCAAGGCCACCUACGCCUGCUUCCUGCGUGGCAGUGCUGAGAUGAUCUUCGUCUCCCUCUAUGCCCUGCUCUACAUGUCCAGCCUGCUGCCCGCCAAGAUGUUUGCCAUCGCCACCAUCAACAAGUCGGGCUGGGGCACGUCGGGCCGCCGCACCAUCGUGGUCAACUUUGUGGGGCUGCUGCCGGUGUCGGUGUGGGCGGCCGUGCUGCUGGGCGGCCUGGCCUACACAGCCUACAGCCAGGACCUGCUCAGCGACACCGAGGUUGCCUUCCUCGUCUCGGGUGCCGUCCUCUACGCCUGCUACUGGGUGGCCCUGCUGACGCUCUACUUGGCCAUGGUGGCCCGGCGCUGCGGGAAGCGGCAGGAGCAGUGUGGGUUGGUCUUUGCUGAGGUGUGAGGAUGCCACGGGUCCCCUUGCAGUUGGUGCUGACCCAACGGUGGCCAUCUGGCUGCUGCUCCCUGCAUGCGGCAGCGCUGAGCGCACCCCGAGGUCAGCAUUU
Messenger RNA from Phasianus colchicus (ring-necked pheasant), 2680 nucleotides. The record is from RefSeq and is a predicted model, not a curated record. NCBI's taxonomy places the organism in Eukaryota, Metazoa, Chordata, Aves, Galliformes, Phasianidae.